Messenger RNA from Leptosia nina, 288 nucleotides. The record is from the annotation of a GenBank genome assembly. NCBI's taxonomy places the organism in Eukaryota, Metazoa, Arthropoda, Insecta, Lepidoptera, Pieridae.
AUGAUUUUACUUUAUUUCGGCGGCCGUAAUAAAAGCAACAAAGAACAGUUUUUCACCAUUGCAAAGGCUGAACUGAGACGCAACUGCGUCGACGUGCAGCCCGCUUGCGUUGCUGGGAGCGUCAACGAAAAGGGCGUGCAGAAAGGACUCCAAGAAUGGCGCCAAAGUCCCUCCAACAGGGAUUCCUAUGGACAACCUGACCUCGGCUCGGGGCUGGGCAAAGGCUUAGCUGAUAUCAGCCCCUUUGAUCUAACAGAGCAGUGGCAGACGGGCUCUUGGAGGGUUUAG